Messenger RNA from Girardinichthys multiradiatus, 426 nucleotides. RefSeq names its product progonadoliberin-3-like. Gene Ontology annotation, biological process: multicellular organism development. Gene Ontology annotation, cellular component: extracellular region. Bases 18 to 287 code for a protein of 89 amino acids. Lineage: Eukaryota; Metazoa; Chordata; Actinopteri; Cyprinodontiformes; Goodeidae. The transcript has 4 exons. Gene Ontology annotation, molecular function: hormone activity. The record is from RefSeq and is a predicted model, not a curated record.
GCAAACACAGAGCUUUAAUGAAGGCAAGCAGCAGAGUUAUGGUGCAGGUGCUGUUGUUGGCAUUGCUGGCUCAGGUCACUCUGUGCCAGCACUGGUCCUAUGGAUGGCUACCAGGUGGAAAGAGAAGCGUGGGAGAGCUUGAGGCAACCAUCAGGAUGAUGGGCACAGGAGGAGUGGUGUCUCUUCCCGAAGAGGCGAGUGCCCAAACCCAGGAGAGACUUAGGCCAUACAACAUUAUUGAUGGCUCCAGCCAUUUUGGCAGAAACAAAAGAUUCCUGAAUAAAUAAGGAGCAACAAAAAGAAGACAGACUGCAUUAUUAUCAACGCCAUGGACUGUCUACCCUGACUUCGGACUUUUGCUGUUUACAUGAAAUUUAUGUCUUUAAUGUCAUUAUAAAUCAGUUAAAAUAAACUUUUGAACCCUGA